This is a messenger RNA of Yarrowia lipolytica CLIB122, 1215 nucleotides long. RefSeq lists its product as uncharacterized. Lineage: Eukaryota; Fungi; Ascomycota; Dipodascomycetes; Dipodascales. The record is from RefSeq and is a predicted model, not a curated record.
AUGUCCAACAAGCCGUUUUCGCUCAAGCCUCUGGAGUCCACGGACAACUCCCCCAACUACAACAAUCUGGUGUCGUCUUUCCAAUCCACCUUUCAGUACUACCAGUUUGGCAAUGAGCCCUCCAAGGUCGAGACCAUUGAUCCCAAGCUCCAGGAGCAGCUCCCCAAGGAGGACAUGCCCAAGGAGCACCAGUCGGUGGCGGUGCAAGACAUUCCUUCCCACGAUCCGUACGCCGCAUACUCGUUUCGAUACGUGCAUCCUCCGAGCAUCAACUACCAUCACAACUGGCAGGGAAACUAUGCGCUGAACAUGACAACGCUUCUGAACCGAGCCCAGAACUGCCAGGAGGACUGCGACGCUAUGGACAUGGAUCCUUCCUACUUCAACGGAAUCAACCCCAGCAUGCUCAACGCCCCCGGAGCCAUGUCGCAGCAUUACGCAACCAUGGCUCACUACUCGCUGUCGCCAGCCUCGCCCACUUCGGUCAUGUCAAACAUCCCCAGCAGUCUAUCAACUCCUCCCGAGGAGGCCAAGAAGGAGUAUGAAGACCCCCUGCUGACCUUCACAACCGCAGGCUUCAAAAUUCCCGACGACAAGUUCGAUUAUUCGUCUGUUCUGCAUCUCGAAAACGCAGCCAUGGCCCAGAGCCAUAUCGCCCGAGACUUUGAACUCAUCCAGUUUGACACGGAGGAAACCAAACACGAGUUUCUCCGGCGGUGCGGGAACCCCUUCUCCAACCUGUCCGCCACAGCCCCUAUUCCCGAGGCCGAGUACUGCGCCCAGCUCAACCCGGGAAAGGGAGGACGUCUCACGGUCUACGAGCCCAUGUACAAGUCGUACAUUUCGACCAAGGUCCUGGAAGACUACUUUUUGAACGGCACUGUCAUCAAACCUCGACCAGGUAACCCCAAGUGUCUGUCCAAGGUCGACAUUCACGGCCAGUGCCGGUACUGCGGCGAGUUUCUCGUCAUGCGAAACCACUCGUACUCGUCGCACAUGUACUCCAAGCACGGAAUCAGCGCCACCACCAACAACGUGCUGCCUCUGCCCACCAAGAUCUCGUCCAUCGAGAACAAAAGAGGAGGCAUCAAGCUACAGGGGUACUGUUCCAUCUGUCGCACCAACGUGGAUCUCAACGAACGGGCCAAGGAAAACGAGUGGAUCUCGUGGUUCUACCACCAGCAGGCCCACAAUGUGGUAGAGCGCAAGCAAUAG